AUGGUGCCUUUCCAUGAGCUGUUUCUGUUCUUGCUACUACUCAGUUGCAUCAGUCUAGCCGUUGGCUUCAUGCACAAAGACACCGGAGACAGAUCGGACGAGCAGUUCGAGUUCGAGUGUUAUUCCGCAGCGGAAAAAGCCAACCUAAUACCGCGAUUCGCGUCGCGAAAUCAGAAUGACUCGAUCUCCAUUCAAGUGACGCGCCGCUACACGCACCAGAUAGCGUCGCGUGUUUACGCGAUCUUUCUGCGCGAAAUCAUGGGCUAUCGCAACGUGAAGCUGGUCGAAUAUCGGGACACGCUGCCAGCUUAUGAAAAGGAACGGUUCCGGCUUUUCUACGCGCUCGAACAUCUUGUCAGCUCUGAAGGUAGGUGGCCUGACCCCACAGUCGACCUGGAGGUGUGGCAGCUAUCGGAUUACCACAUCAUCCCGCCAGAAAUUCAGGAAGCGGGCGCUAUUAUGAAUCCGGGUCGGUUUGGGCUGUUCCUAGCGAAGUCGCUCAUCCGCAAGGAGGACGCCUUCCCGAAGCUUCUGCUAUACACGAUGUUCCAGGAGAAUGUGAACGAUCCGCAGUACUACGAUUUAAUCAAAAAGUUUGACAUAUCCGAAGCCAUACUCGCCACGAUCUACCAGUACGCGGAGCGCAUGUGUGCCGAUGACUGCAACGAGUACGGCAUGUUCAUUCCACCGCAAUGUACGGAGGAACGCAAAUGCGCGCUCGUGUUGGCGCCACACUACGAGUACACGCACUUCCUCGUGAAGCACAUCAUGGAGAUGGAGUUCCAGCUGAAGGUCCUAUGGAUGGGUGACAAGCUGAAGAUGGGCAUCCAGCACAUGAUGAAUGUUUACGGUGGCGAUCGAAAGAACAGCAAGAAGUUCCUGGUGUUCCAUUGGACACCGUCGGAGGUGAUCAACAGCCGAACGAUCGAGUACGUCCCGGUAAUGAUGCCCCGGUGUGAAGAGAUGAUCGCGAGUAACGACACCGGCUGCAAGUACGAAAUGACGCCACUACUCAAGUACUACGCCAAGCACAUAAGCAAAACCGAUUUCCUGCAAACAUUCCUAAAUGUGUACUUCGAAGAGUCGGAUGUGUUGGCUAUGAUCGACCUGUACGACAAGUACGAGGCGCAGAUCUUGGCAGCGCGCGAUGAAACUAACCCCGAAUACACCCGCUUCGGGGUGUCAAAGUAUUACGAUAAGAUAGCCUGCGAAUGGACGCGCGCCCAAGCACUGACUUUGUCUAAGUGGAUACCUCAGGGCCAGAAGAAGCUGGACGUGUACAUCGGAGGAAUAUUCCCGUUCACCGGCAUGGGUCCAUCGUACCAGGGGAUAGCACCCGCUGCUCUGAUGGCUCAGCAAGACAUCAACGCGAACGCAACAAUUCUGCAAAAUUUCCAUCUGACCGUGCUGCAGAACGACGGUCAGUGCCGAGCGGACAUGGUGAUGAAGUUCUUCAUCAGCUACUACAUGUACCAGGCGGGCAUGAUUGGGGUGCUUGGACCCGCAUGCAGUGAAACGGCCGAACCGAUUGCUGGUGUAUCUAAACACUUUCGCCUGGCCGUCAUCUCCUACUCGGCGGAAGGUGCAUUGCUAUCCGACAGGGAAACGUACCCGUACUUCUUCCGGACGAUCGGUGAGAACCGCCAGUACGAGCACGUGUAUGCGCAGUUGCUACCGCGAUUGAACUGGCACCGGGUAGCCGCCCUGACAGAGGACGGCCGAAAGUCCACCGAGUACAUCUCGUACAUGGAAACGCUGCUGAAGGAGAACUCCAUCGAUCUUAUAUCGAACAAAAAGUUUCCCCGCGAUCGCGCGUACAGCGAAAUGAACCGGUAUCUGCUGGAUUUAAAGUCAAAAGAUGCCAAAAUCAUCAUCGCAGAUGUGGACGACAAAGUGGCCCAGGUGAUAAUGUGCGAGGCGUACAAGUUGGAUAUGACAGCCGAAAACGGAUACAUCUGGUUCCUGCCCGGUUGGCUGACGAACGUGUGGAACCUCAGCUCGGAAGCGCAAGGCACCACGGAAAGUACCAGUGGUUUUCCGAAUAGUGGAGGCCAUAGUUGCACCAACACCGAACUGCUGCGAGCCAUGAACGGUCACUUCUCGCUGUCACACGCUCCGUACGCCGAAGAUAACAGCCACCUAGACGUGGACGGCACGACGGUGAGCGAGUGGAAGAAAAAGUACGCCAAAAAGCUGGCCAGCCUGGAGUAUAUGGCGUCGGAUUACGCCGGUUACGCGUACGAUGCCGUGUGGACGUAUGCCCUAGCGUUCGAUCGCUUACUUCGCGAGGAUCCGUCCUACUUCAGUGAUCUCCACUCGGUACAUACCACGAAGCGGCUGGUUGAGCUUAUCCAGGCCACGGACUUCCAGGGUGUGUCCGGAAGGAUCAGGUUUGGCGAGUCUGGAUCCCGCUACACGAUCGUCAAUGUGGUGCAGCUCGUGAACGGUACACCGAACAUUGUGGGUUACUUCACACCCAACAUCUCCGAGAGCGAGUACGAGCUGAUCGGUGGCAACUUGAUCCUGAACGAGUCCGCCAUUGUGUGGAUGACGCACGAUGGCCGCAUCCCAGACGAUGGAACGCUCGUGUGCGCGUUGUCAGGUAUCGCGCGACUCUUCGGCAUCAACUGCGAUCAGGUUACGAUCGUCGUCAUUACGGCGUCCUGUCUCACCUGCAUCACGAUCCUGUCGUUGUGGUCCUUCUUCUACUGGAAGGUGCGCUACGACCGCAAGAUCAAGAAGUCGGCCAAAUACUUGAAGAAACUUGGCAUUGAUCUGUUGUCUCCCUCGACUAACCCGUACACCCUCGAUGAGUGGGAGAUCCCGAAGGAUCGGGUCGUGAUCAACCGGCGGCUGGGUGAUGGAGCCUUCGGAACGGUGUACGGUGGUGAAGCACAGAUCGAUGGCGAACGCUGGACGGCAGUGGCCGUGAAGACGCUCAAGGUGGGCUCCACGACUGAGGACAAGGUGGACUUCCUGUCGGAGGCCGAAGCCAUGAAACGGUUCGAUCAUAACAACAUCGUGAUGCUGCUGGGUGUCUGCCUGCAGUCGGAACCGGUGUACACGAUCAUGGAGUACAUGCUGUACGGUGAUCUGAAGACGUAUCUGCUGGCACGUCGGCAUCUGGUCAACAGCAAGCAGUCGGAAGACUCGGACAUCUCGAACAAACGGCUCACCAUGAUGGCGUUGGAUGUGUCGCGAGCGCUUUCGUACCUAGCCGAGCAGAAGUACGUCCAUCGGGAUGUGGCCUGUCGGAAUUGUCUAGUGAAUGCGCAGCGUGUCGUGAAGUUGGGUGAUUUUGGUAUGGCACGAUCGACGUUCGAGAACGACUACUAUCGGUUCAAUCGGAAGGGUAUGCUGCCCGUACGCUGGAUGGCUCCGGAGUCCCUGACGAUGGGAUUGUUCACGCCCGCAUCCGACGUGUGGUCGUACGGUGUGCUGCUGUACGAGAUCAUCACGUUCGGUUCGUUCCCGUUCCAAGGGUUAAGCAACAAUCAGGUGCUGGAGAACCUGAAGCAGGGCCAAACGCUCACCAUUCCCGCCGGUGUGAAACCGCAGCUUGAAGGGCUCAUGAAGGCCUGCUGGAACGAGGACUACAAGAAGCGUCCCAUGGCUUCGGAGGUGUCGGACUUCAUUGCCAACUAUCCGCGCCUGUUGAACCCCUGUCUGGACGUGCCGAUCGCCUCGGUCGAGAUGGUCGACACAAGCACGGAUCAGUUCGAGCUGUUGCCGGGGUUACGCAGAAAUAACGAGUCACAACCGACGGCGGAUCUGCUCAUCGGCACACAAACCAUGAACGACCUAAACGGUUAUAACAACGUCAGCAUCAUGUCGACGGGUGGCGCUCAACGCACCAACCCCCAGAGGGCAAUCAAUCUGAACGAUCUGAAUGUGGCCACGGACUUUACCACCGUUAACCCACUGGAUGAAUUAUCGCAAGACAAUCGCGAGCCGACACAAAAGCGUCCGACAACGUCGGCUAACCAAACGAACGCAUACAAUCCGAUCGAACCGCUGUUGCAGCGAGAUGCGGAAGUCUCAAGGAGCAACAACAGCUUGUUCCGCUAUAUGCCGAUGUUUGGAUUCGGUAGGAGCAACACGUCAGCCGCACCGGCAAGGACCGUCAUGCCGCAAGUCAUGUCCGCGAUACGGGGCACGAUUUCGCAUGGGACAAUCGAUGGAGCCGGCACCGGUUCACCGCAGUCUCCGUCCGGAUCGGCGCACGGAAUGAGCGGUGGUACGAUGACGGUCAACACGCGAAGUACCAGUACGACCGCGUUAUAGCACCCUGCUGGCGUGGGUGGCUCGAAGGAACCACUUCGAGUUCGAAUCCGGCUCAACAUAACCGCGGAUGAUCAGGAGGAGCAGGAGUCAACGGCCGAAUAGCCCGAGGACAGAACCAAACCCAACCAAUUGGACCCCUAGCUUUGCUCGAAUACGGGCAGAGCCAAUCUGAUAGUAAAAUCUCAGCAGUACAAAAAAACCCAUACCGUCCAGACAAGGAAAUAGGGUGGAAAAGGUAGAGAAAAAGAACCGCAGUGCAAUGGAAAGAAAUAUUUAACUUACAUACCGUAGUGGUUACCGCACUUAGGGCUCAGGCAUUAGAGAGGGCAAGGGCAUGUACCCUAGAAUGGCGGGGGAUUAGGACCCAUAAGUAGCACAUAAGUAGUAAAAAUAUGACAUACAUAACACUGCCCAGCGACGAAAUCACUGACGGCACCAUUACAAAAGACAGAACCCCUAGGCUAGAAGGGUUUCAAAGGCUGCCGAUCGCAUUCGGCGUAUCCUACUCCUUUUUUGCUCCUUAUUAGACUACACAAACCCGCAUGCCCGCGCGUUCACUAAUCUGAUAAGUCUGACGCUCUUAUGCUAUACUAGCCAAUUUUUCCUACCACCCAAGUGGGUGGGCAUAAGCCUUAGUGGCGUAAUAUCGAGUCUAUUUAUAAGCAAACACACAGCACACAAAGGUUUCCUUUAUCGGUAAGCAAGUUGAUUUUGUUGUUCUUGUUUCGCGUAUACAAAAAAAGCAUAUAAAAAUACCUAAGUAGUAAUCCAAAAAGUAUAAAAAGAGAAAGCCCCCUUUUCCAGUGGAAUGGAAAAGGCAAAACAAAAAAAAAGAAAAAAGAUUGUGAUUGUAAAGUCUAUUCAUCAUUAUUAUCCUUACAACCAGCGUAACCAUGAGGCAAUAUGUGUAGAAUAGUGCAAGCCAAGCGGCGUGAGACCACUUUAUAUGACGAUAAAAGAUAGUGGUCGGUAGAAGCGUUGAAACAAAACACAAAAAAGCUCGAUGAACCAAAGGCAAUGUAAAAAAGAAAAAGAAAGAAAGGAUAACUAAACCUUCGGAUAAUCAGUCCAAAGUACCUCUUUCGUCAGUGAGAAGUAGCAGUAAGACAGUAGAAUAAGACCAAGCGACAAAAAAUGCGCGAUAUGAUGCGCUGUCGGUUACAGAUAGUAAAAAUUUUAUCAUUUUAGAGUACUUUUGAGGAUAUCCUCAAACAAAAGUGCCCUACAAAUAGCUCAAACAUGCACGUGUAGGUACACAAUAGCGUUGCCAAAUAUUGCGAAGUGCAUUUAUUUCACCAUACAAGUAACGGAAAAUUUCUCGCUAUCGGUACGAGCUGGGUGUAGUGGCAAGGCGGUUCCAAAGAUACAUAAAGAACAUCGUCACGGAGACUGAACUAAAAGGACAAAGUAGAAGCGUGUACACUGCUAUCGCGUUUUACAAGACUGAUUAGUAUUUAAGUGAUGUGGAGUGAGCGAAGCAGCAGCGGACCAUCAUCCUCGAACGAAGGAACGUUCUGAAAGUCCUGUGUAUCCUUUAGGUCGCAAAAGGAUAAAGCCCUCUCCGUCGGAAGAAAAGAAAACAGAAGAACGAAACUGACGUAGGUCCUGGACGUUCAACCUCCUAGCACCCUAGCAGGCCCCAAGCUUUUCCCUCUGCUAGCCCUGUGGUGACAGGGCUUUGAAAUUUCGCAAUACCAUUAAGAACCUUCACAAUUUUUGGCCGAAAUACUGCUACGAUAGCGAG
Messenger RNA from Anopheles nili, 6028 nucleotides. RefSeq lists its product as uncharacterized. Gene Ontology annotation, biological process: multicellular organism development; positive regulation of kinase activity; protein phosphorylation. Gene Ontology annotation, molecular function: transmembrane receptor protein tyrosine kinase activity; ATP binding. Gene Ontology annotation, cellular component: signaling receptor complex. The coding region runs from base 1 to 4284 and encodes 1427 amino acids. Lineage: Eukaryota; Metazoa; Arthropoda; Insecta; Diptera; Culicidae. The transcript has 6 exons. The record is from RefSeq and is a predicted model, not a curated record.